Sycon ciliatum is the source of this 1502-nucleotide messenger RNA. RefSeq lists its product as uncharacterized. Bases 218 to 796 code for a protein of 192 amino acids. The record is from RefSeq and is a predicted model, not a curated record. Lineage: Eukaryota; Metazoa; Porifera; Calcarea; Leucosolenida; Sycettidae. The transcript is spliced from 4 exons.
UUGUAUCCGGCCUGAGCCUCCCCACGUUCUUGUUUUUCUUCUCUUCUCUCUUGCGUUGAAGUAACCAGUUUGUUGUACUUGUAGGCUGAGAUAUCUACGAGUUGCAGUGGUGUCUGAGGGAAAUCAACACACACCUAGUGGACGAGAGAGAAGCUCCUGGCUUUGAACAGACUGCACAGUGACAGUAGUGUUCAUCCCUUGGGUUAGUUCCUCAAGAAUGGAGUGGUGCAAGCCUGAGAAGAGGAGACUGGAUAACAAUGAGGAACCCAGUUUACUUCAAGGUUGCGAGAAACGCAGAGACGCUGGAUUCCGUACGUCAGAAGCCAAUAGCAGCUUUAUGAUGCCAAUGGCAAUGGAUUCAUUGAAUCAGCCUCCGACCUCUCUCGCGCUGUUCAGCUCAAAAGCGGCAGUGAUUCCCGCCACGCAUCAUUUCAGCUCUCCAUUGUUGAAUCAGACCGUUGGUGUCAGCUCUUAUGGCAUGAUGCAGCACCAGGAGCUCCAGCAGCAGGCAAUGACUUCUCAGGCAGCAGGUGAAUCGUUGAACACUGAUUGCAGUAUGGACGUAGUGGAAGCCAGGACAUCAGGGCCUGCGCCUCACAGUCUAAUGUCGUCUUGCAGCAGUUCAUCCAGCACAACACAGUCGCCCAUGCUCAACAGCCCAGCACCCACCGACUUCGGGCAAGGGCCACGCUUUGCUUCUCCAGCAGCUCCAUGUCCACGAUGCCUUGCAGGAGAAGGGGGUCAUUUCAAGCAUGUCAUCAGCGAGAGACACGAACACCACCCAUGGUACUUUUGAGAAUAUCUUGGCUGUCAUUGUUUAAUAUUAGCUCCUUUGUCCCCUUGUCCUAGGUAUGUCUAGAUCUGUGAAAGAGUCCUAGCCUUUCCCUCGCUGUGUAACUAUUCAACUAGUCCAUUUUUAACUUCUGAAUUUUAACCCAUGCACUUUCGGUGUGUGUAAAAGAGAAUAUUCUUGGCGCAUCGGAUUCGUCAGAAAUGUAUCCCCUCGCUUUCUCCCUUUCACCGGCUACGUGUCCAGCGUUUCCGCUGUAACUGCUCGUAUCGAGUCUGCUAUCCAUCUCAUGCCUUACAUUCUCAUCUGAUAUGCGAUCCUGUCACGUCGUGGCUUCUAUCUCUGCCCAGCUAGGGCCGUGUGAAAUGUUCUUGCAUGAACCAUGGAGACUACGUCUCGGCGGAAAACAAUCUCUGCCCUUCCGCUUCACGUUGGUAGGUCGGGCUCCAUCUCAAUCUUGAUUCUUAUCUUGCUUGACUCUUCUGUCCUAAUCUGCACACGCGCAGUAAUUCCUAAUUUUUUCAUCUGACAUGAAACUAACCUAUCUAGGUAUGGUCACAAUGUGCGUGUGUGUCACAUUUUAACAGCUAGUCUAUAGUCUAGUCUUUAACGUUUUAUUCUAGUUCCCACUUCUUUUUCGAUUGAUCUUGCUCACCCAGUAAAGAGCGCAUUGCCUGAUGAAGUGUUGAAGGUGUUGAACACUGAACUUAAA